CGGCAGCGGCGGGGGCAGGGAGCGAGCGAGGGAGCCUGCGAGCCCGCGAGCCCGCGAGCGGAGCGGCGAGGCGGGGAGAGGACGCGCUGCCGAGCCGGGGCUGGAGCAGCAGCGGCGGCGGCGGCGGCGGCGGCAGCGGCGGGGGAGGGAGGGCCCCACGGACAGACAGACGCACAAACGGACCGAGCGAGGGAGGGAGUGAGCGAGACUUCGCCGGCGAGGAGGAGCCGCUCGAGCGGCGGCUGCUGGGCGCUCGGCGCCUCCGCGGCCCCCGGCUCCCGGCCGCAGCUUCCUCGCGCGCGCGGGGCGCGGGGCCCGGGGCUUGCUUCGCUGAAGAGGUGCUGAACUGUCACCAAGCUGGUGUGCAAAGUGUCUGAGCAGUGGCCCGCCCGAGAGCUGGAGUCACCAUGGCCGCAGGAGUUGCAGCCUGGCUGCCUUUUGCGCGGGCUGCGGCCAUUGGGUGGAUGCCAGUGGCCAACUGCCCCAUGCCCCUUGCCCCGGCCGACAAGAACAAGCGGCAGGAUGAACUGAUCGUCCUCAACGUGAGCGGGCGGAGGUUCCAGACCUGGCGGACCACGCUGGAGCGCUACCCCGACACGCUGCUGGGCAGCACGGAGAAGGAGUUCUUCUUCAACGAGGACACCAAGGAGUACUUCUUUGACCGGGACCCAGAAGUGUUCCGCUGCGUCCUCAACUUCUACCGCACAGGAAAGCUGCACUACCCGCGCUAUGAGUGCAUCUCUGCCUACGACGACGAGCUGGCUUUCUACGGCAUCCUCCCGGAGAUCAUCGGAGACUGCUGUUACGAGGAGUACAAGGACCGCAAGAGGGAGAACGCCGAGCGGCUCAUGGACGACAACGACUCGGAGAACAACCAGGAGUCCAUGCCCUCGCUCAGCUUCCGCCAGACCAUGUGGCGGGCCUUCGAGAACCCGCACACCAGCACCCUGGCCUUGGUCUUCUACUACGUGACUGGCUUCUUCAUCGCCGUCUCGGUCAUCACCAACGUGGUGGAGACAGUGCCAUGCGGCACGGUGCCUGGGAGCAAGGAGCUGCCGUGUGGUGAGCGCUACUCGGUGGCCUUCUUUUGCCUGGACACGGCCUGUGUCAUGAUCUUCACCGUGGAGUACUUGCUCCGGCUCUUCGCGGCGCCCAGCCGCUACCGCUUCAUCCGCAGCGUGAUGAGCAUCAUCGACGUGGUGGCCAUCAUGCCCUAUUACAUUGGCCUGGUCAUGACCAACAACGAGGACGUGUCUGGUGCCUUUGUCACGCUCCGGGUCUUCCGCGUCUUCAGGAUCUUCAAGUUCUCCCGCCACUCGCAGGGCUUGCGGAUCCUGGGCUACACACUCAAGAGCUGUGCCUCUGAACUCGGCUUUCUCCUCUUCUCCCUCACCAUGGCCAUCAUCAUCUUUGCCACUGUGAUGUUUUAUGCCGAGAAGGGCUCCUCUGCCAGCAAGUUCACAAGCAUCCCUGCCUCUUUUUGGUACACCAUUGUCACCAUGACCACAUUGGGCUAUGGAGACAUGGUGCCCAAGACAAUUGCAGGGAAGAUCUUCGGCUCCAUCUGCUCCCUGAGUGGCGUCCUGGUCAUUGCCCUGCCAGUCCCUGUGAUCGUUUCCAACUUUAGUCGGAUUUACCACCAGAAUCAGAGAGCUGAUAAACGCAGGGCACAAAAGAAGGCCCGCCUUGCCAGGAUCCGUGUGGCCAAAACAGGGAGCUCCAAUGCCUACCUGCACAGCAAGCGCAACGGACUCCUCAACGAGGCCCUGGAGCUGAUGGGCACCCCAGAAGAGGAGCACAUGGGCAAGACCACCUCGCUCAUCGAGAGCCAGCACCAUCACCUGCUGCACUGCCUGGAAAAAACCACUGGGUUGUCCUAUCUUGUGGAUGAUCCCCUGUUAUCUGUACGAACCUCCACCAUCAAGAACCACGAGUUUAUAGAUGAGCAGAUGUUUGAGCAGAACUGCAUGGAGAGUUCAAUGCAGAACUACCCAUCCACAAGAAGCCCCUCACUGUCCAGCCACCCGGGCCUCACUACCACCUGCUGCUCCCGUCGUAGUAAGAAGACCACACACCUGCCCAAUUCCAACCUGCCAGCCACUCGCCUGCGCAGCAUGCAAGAGCUCAGCACGAUCCACAUCCAGGGCAGUGAGCAGCCCUCCCUCACUACCAGUCGCUCCAGCCUUAAUUUGAAAGCAGACGACGGACUGAGACCAAACUGCAAAACAUCCCAGAUCACCACAGCCAUCAUCAGCAUCCCCACUCCCCCAGCGCUAACCCCAGAGGGAGAAAGUCGGCCACCCCCCGCCAGCCCAGGCCCCAACACGAACAUUCCUUCCAUAGCCAGCAAUGUUGUCAAGGUCUCCGCCUUGUAAAACCACUGGACGGAGGGCCAGUGUGGGGUAGUGGGAGUGAAGGGGGCUGGCGUGUUGGUAGGUGGCCAUUGGGACCACCCCCUGCCCCUUUCCCCACUAUUUCUGCCUGCCCCAUUGCACCCCUAGCACUGACACUUGUGCCUGGAAGGAAAAAGAGGCAGCAAAAGGGCGCCUGAGGUUCAUUGCUGCUAGCGUGGACAUA
Molecule: messenger RNA, 2577 nt
Organism: Ceratotherium simum simum (southern white rhinoceros)
Lineage: Eukaryota; Metazoa; Chordata; Mammalia; Perissodactyla; Rhinocerotidae
Gene: KCND3
Product: potassium voltage-gated channel subfamily D member 3
Biological process (GO): action potential; potassium ion export across plasma membrane; protein homooligomerization
Cellular component (GO): dendritic spine; postsynaptic membrane; voltage-gated potassium channel complex
Molecular function (GO): A-type (transient outward) potassium channel activity; protein binding
Source: RefSeq, a predicted model, not a curated record